Tremella mesenterica DSM 1558 is the source of this 1542-nucleotide messenger RNA. RefSeq lists its product as uncharacterized. NCBI's taxonomy places the organism in Eukaryota, Fungi, Basidiomycota, Tremellomycetes, Tremellales, Tremellaceae. Gene Ontology annotation, biological process: regulation of DNA-templated transcription. The transcript is spliced from 2 exons. The record is from RefSeq and is a predicted model, not a curated record. Gene Ontology annotation, molecular function: DNA-binding transcription factor activity. Bases 1 to 1542 code for a protein of 513 amino acids.
AUGGAUCGGUCGUCUGUAGAGACAAUCGGUGGAUUAGAAGCUCUCGUAGCUGCUGCUCAAUUACCACCAGUGGAGUACCCUCAUUCCCACUCACAUUCACAUUCACGUCCUCAAACACAAUAUCGACAUCCACCUCAAAAUUCGCACACUUGGCAUAAUACACAUUCCAGAACACAGGGUGAUCAAGGACAAACUCAAGUUCAAGAACUAGUCAAAUCAAACGAUCGACCGAAUGAUGAACAUGAUAUUCCUGGUGAAAUGACCAACGCUCAAUUACUAAACUUAAUAUUUUCUUCUCAAAUACCAAAUUAUACCAAUCCUCAAUCUACUUCACAACCUCAACCUCAAGUGCUCCAACAUUCCUCUCAAUCACAAUUCAACUCUACUCAUCCUACACAAUCCAACAUUCCUUCGCAGUCGUCACAAACACAACCUUUCAUACCUAUCGGUCAAUCCACACCAUAUCAACAAACUCGAAGUGGAAGAAUAUCUAGACCUCCUAUACUUCCACCAAUUCCUGAAUUAUUAUCUCAACUCAAUACUGGUUUUUCAUCAUCCACCACCGCGAAUGGGACCGGGAAUCCGAAUGGGAAAGGAGAGAAUCAUAAUAAUGGUGAGAUGGUACAUGGUGAUAUGGAGAAUCUAUUCAAAGCGUUUAAUGAACAUUAUCAACAGAAUCCCAAUCAAGUAGAGAGACAGAACACUAGAUAUGAAACUCAGAUAGAAGGGAAAAGGAAGAGAGGUAGAAAACCUCUUUCAGAAGAAGAGAAAGUGGAUAGACGAAGGGCGAGAAAUAAAAUGUCAGCUUUAGAAUCUAGGAAGAGGAGGAAAGAACAUGUUGAAGAUUUAGAAGAUGGUUUAAGGGAUAAAGAGGAUGAAUGUGAAGUUUUGAGAACUAGGGUUAAUCAGUUGGAACAGGAAGUUCAAAUGCUUAGAGGACUUAUCCUUGGUGCUGGUCUAAUGAUGCCUAUGUCAAAACCAAACCCAACUCUGAAUCAUAUCCCACAACAUCCUCCUCCCUCUGGUCUUUCUCAAACCCUAGGUCCAUCUUCCGUACCUACAUUCUCAACACACGACUCAGCUCUUUCCGUUCAAGAUUCAGUCCCGAUCCCCUCUUUCGACUCUCUAUUCAAUAUCGACCCACUCGAUCCUGAUGGUGAAGAUGACGGUGACUUCUUACCUGAAUCAUCACCGAAAUUGUCAGAUUCAGAUUCGGACGCAGAAACACCUUACACACAAAAAACAUCUAGAAAGAAGAAAAAAGGAAAGAGAAAAGUUCAAGAAGAUGAUGAAGAGGAAGAGGAAGAAGAUGAUUGGAUAGAUCCUGAUGUCGAAGAUGAAGAUUUAUUCUUACCAAUUGAAGAUGUACCUGUACCACCUGAAGAAGCAAAAGGUCUCAUGGCGGAAUUAGGAAUUGAGAAUCAUGGUCAAUUAGGAACUGUCGUUAGGAUGAUUAUGGAUGCUGCGGGUGAAGGAGGUUUGUCAGAGGAGAUGCAUGGGAAGUUGAAAGCUGUUUUAGCUUGGACUCAAAAGGUGGAUUAA